AUGGAGACCGUGGAUACAUCCAAACGCCUGGCGAGCUUGAGACAGCUGAUGCAGGAGAACAAGGUUGAUGUAUAUAUUAUCCCGUCGGAAGAUAGCCAUCAGUCGGAAUAUAUUGCGCCAUGCGAUGGGCGCCGAGAGUUCAUUUCUGGAUUUUCUGGAUCUGCUGGAACUGCUAUUGUUUCCUUGACUGAGGCAGCCCUGUCUACCGAUGGCCGCUACUUCAACCAAGCAGCAAAGCAACUUGACAGCAACUGGAAGCUCUUAAAGCGGGGGGUCGAGGGUGUCCCAACGUGGCAGGAAUGGACUGGCCAGCAAGCCGAGGGUGGUAAAGUAGUUGGUGUUGAUCCGGCUUUAAUUACAGCCGCCGGCGCCCGCAGUCUCUCGGAGAGUCUAAAAAAGACUGGUUCGUCGCUUGUAGGAGUCCCGAAGAACCUGGUGGACAUCAUCUGGGGCGAGAACAGACCAGCUGCUCCAAGAGGGAUGGUCAAAGUCCACCCGGAAAAGUACGCUGGGAAGAGUUUCCAAGAAAAGAUUGCCGAUCUGCGAAAGGAAAUGGAGAACAAAAAGGCAGCUGGGUUUGUCAUUUCCAUGCUGGAUGAGAUUGCUUGGCUGCUUAACUUGAGAGGAAGCGACAUUCCUUACAACCCGGUGUUCUUUUCUUACUGCAUUGUCACGCCAACAACGGUCGAGCUUUAUAUCGACGAUGGAAAGCUGAGCCCAGAUGUUAAGGCGCAUCUCGGGCAAGACGUCAUUAUCAAACCUUAUAACUCUAUCUUUGCCGACGCCAAAGCACUUAGCGAGGCAAGAAAACAGGAUACUGAGGCCACUCCUUCUAAAUUCCUCCUAUCGAACAGAGGCUCAUGGGCUCUUAGCCUGAGCCUCGGAGGCGAGGACUAUGUUGAUGAAACUCGUAGCCCUAUUGGUGACGCUAAGGCCGUCAAGAAUGAUGUGGAACUGGCGGGUAUGAGAGCUUGUCACAUCCGGGAUGGAGCGGCCUUGAUUGAGUAUUUCGCAUGGCUGGAAAAUGAACUGAUAAACAAGAAAACACGAUUGGACGAAGUUGAUGCGGCCGACAAGUUGGAGGAGUUCAGGUCAAAACAUGACCUCUUUGCAGGUUUAUCCUUUGAUACCAUCUCCUCAACCGGUCCCAACGGCGCCGUGAUUCAUUACAAACCCGAGAAAGGAAGCUGCUCCGUCAUAGAUCCCACUGCUAUCUAUCUUUGCGAUUCUGGUGGCCAGUAUCUUGAUGGAACCACAGAUGUUACCCGAACAUUCCACUUCGGAACACCUACGGAACUGGAAAAGAAGGCUUUUACUCUUGUGCUCAAGGGACUUAUCGGCAUAGAUUCUGCUGUUUUCCCUAAAGGCACAAGCGGAUUUGCGAUUGAUGCCCUAGCCCGGCAGUUCUUGUGGAAAGAAGGGCUCGACUUCUUGCAUGGAACUGGUCACGGAAUUGGAUCAUACCUGAACGUUCACGAAGGUCCCGUGGGAAUUGGUACCCGUGUGCAAUAUACUGAAGUCCCGUUAGCGCCAGGAAAUGUCAUCUCCGACGAACCUGGAUUUUACGAGGACGGGAAAUUCGGCAUUCGCAUUGAGAACGUGAUCAUGGUGCGCGAGGUCCAAACGACACAUAAAUUUGGCGAGCGACCCUGGCUAGGCUUUGAGCAUGUUACCAUGGCUCCCAUCGGCCUCAACCUGAUUGAACCAUCGCUUCUGAACGAUUCUGAAAUCAAAUGGGUGAAUGAUUACCAUGCAGAGGUCGGCCGAAAUCCUUACGCGAACGGUCACGGGCACUCCGAUGCCAACAGCCGAUACGAUCGCAGUGAUGGAGGAGGGUACGGGAGCAGCAGCAAUCUUGGUGUAAAUGGAUAUGGGCCGGGCGGGGAAAGGGAGCGACGUCCGGGCGGUUACGGUGGGUUUUACUCAGAAGGGUCGCAGCAGGCUUCACUGUCGCCAGCGCAUUCCCCGGAAAGACGUCGCGAACGAUUGGACAAAGACCGGUCAUAUUCCUCAUCCCGAUCACGAACAAGAGGAGGAGAGUCAGAGAGGGAGAUACCCGCCCAAGGCUCCCGAGAUGGCGAUUCGCGUGGAGGCGAAGCCAGCCGGCUAGGAAAUAGCAGUAGCCAAGAAAGGGAGCAUGCUACUACCAGCGCAGGGGGAUCACAAGCUGUGGAGGGUGUCCUACAUUUCAUCCAGCGCGAAUGGAACUUCGUGGCCUCCGAUGAUUGCGUGCCGGUGCAGGUGGCGCUACAAUUGAUGGACACAAGUACUCUUGGAAAAGCUGAUCGCGAACCGGAUUUCUUACAUAUGCAUGACCAGAUUCAGAAGACACUGAAGUCUAUUGUCAAUGAACAUCACCAGGGCUUUAAUAGUUCCAUUGGUACAUACCACAAGAUUCAGUCAAACAUACAGAGCUCUCAGAGCCGGGUUCGGAACCUGAAACAUGCGCUAGAGGAGGCGAAAUCUGGACUGCUCUCAACCAAACCCGAGCUGAAGGACCUGGCCACUUCAUCUCAGAAAUACGACGACAUAAUCCAACUAUUCAGUCAGAUCCAAGAACUUCAGUCUCUUCCAGAACAGCUCGAGUCUCAAGUAUCCAACAAGCGAUUUCUUGGGGCAGUUGAGGUACUUCAUCACGCCCUGCGACUCUUGAGGCGCUCCGAGCUAGAGAACAUCGGCGCGCUUGCGGACAUUCGAGCAUACUUUGGCAAUCAGGAGUCAUCGCUUACAGAUAUUCUGGUCGAGGAGCUACACGAUCACCUUUAUCUGAAAUCUCCGUAUUGCUCCAGUCGCUGGAAGCCUCCAAGUGCAGAGGCGGAAACCAACGGAGUGAAUUCUUCCACCUGGACCGGACCCGGGGCAUGGGAACGGCCUGUUUAUGGCUUCCUUGCGAAGCUAGAUGCCUCAAAGCCCAUGAUUGAGGACGCUUCUCGUAACCCCGAGGCGGACACAUUUUCCUAUCUACAACUUCUCAUCGAAGCUUUGAAUAAAAUGGGGCAUCUAGACAUAGCCGUUGACCGUAUCGAACAACGGCUUCCAGUGGAGCUUUUUGCGGUAGUUGAUAAAACGAAUGGGGAGAUUGACGUUCGGUAUUCAGAUGUUGCACGAGGACCUACCUCUGAGAAUGGUAGCAUGAGUUCUCCUGCAGAAAUCAUUGAGAAGCGUGGGCAUGUGCUUUCAGAAUUUCUGCGGACGCUUUAUGCAAAGUUUGAAGCUAUUGCUGAAGGACACCGUGUUGUUCAUGAUGUAAUAGCAGCAAUCGUUGAGCGUGAGGGAAUACCCAAGAGUAAUACCCUUGCCGGUGGGUUCAAGGAACUGUGGAAACUCUAUCAAAGCGAGAUCCGCUCGCUGUUGCACGAUUAUCUAGCAACAGAUGGGGAAUCUUCCAUCCGGGCAAUGGAUGAGGAGGCGGAUGCUCGGCGUCAGCUCUACUCGGGACAUAGAGACAAGAAUAAGAUGUCCGAGACUGGUCGAACAGCGGAAAUGAAAGCUGAACAGGACGAGCUGGACGAGAUUCUCAGGUCAUCUGUGCCUGGCCUAGUGUCUAAAUCAGAGAAAAAUUCUACUUCUGAUGGUGAUGAUAUAUGCGAGUCUAGGCAGGGAACAGGUCACAAGAUUCUCAUCAAGCCUAGUGUGUUUAACAUGAGUUUAUUGCUGCCACCUUCUCUCUCCUUCAUACAACGACUGAAAGAUAUCGUGCCGGUGGACUCUGACAUGGUUACAACCACAUUAACUUCGUUCCUUGAUGAUUUCCUUGUGAACGUUUUCCUACCACAACUUGAUGAGACUGUCACAGAUCUUUGCACUCUCAGCUUCAUUGCCCCAGAUGCAUUCACAGAAGAUCCACAAUGGUCCGCCAUCUCCCCUCGACCAGUCUUUAAGGGGACGGUAAAAUUCAUGUCAGUUGUGCGAGAAUUUAGUAAAAUGCUCUCCAGCAUUCCUCACGAUCAAGCAUUCACCCAGCUUUUGAUCGCCCAGAUAGUGACGUAUUAUGAUAAGUGUUGUGGAUGGUAUAAAGCUAUCGUCUCGAAGAUUUCGCCCCGGGGAAAUAAAGAAGUUCAGCUCAAAGCAGGAGCAGGAUUUGCGGAGUCAGGUCCAAUCCAUGAUAUAGUUUCUGAACUUUGGACAGACUCUAGCAGCAACAAGCAGGAGCUUAUUGACAAGGAAACUGAGUUUCUUAUCAAGCAAACCGAUAGAGUACCACUGGAGCCAUUUGACAUCAUCUCUGACCAGAAGUCGGUAGUAUCUCUAUCUCUUCUUUAUAACAGCAUGCAAUGGCUUGCGACCCAUCUUGCCAAACUACGUCAGGCUUCCUCGCCGUUUGCAGAUUCACGACCUGUCCAGUCUGGAACUGGAACAUCAAAUCGUCGUUGGACUUUGAUCGGCGCCAUGAAACCGAAGCGUGACAGCAUCGCACAGCCAGUAUAUCUCCCAUUGAAUCCGGAAACAGGCACUGCAUUUGACACCACUCUUCAAUCAUUACGAGAUCUUUCGCUCACUGCCCUAUUCGCUUUGCAUAUUGAUAUUCGAUGCGGAGUGAUUCAUAUGCUGACACGAACCAUGGCUGGCCCUACACCCCCUGUUAGUCGCAACUCAGAGCCUACGACCCCAUCUCCAAGCUCAAGCGGCGGCUGGUUCCAUAUUAUCAUGGGACCACCAACCGCAGCCUCGCAGACAAUCCUCGAGCUGAAUAAGGACCUUAUUAGUUUCGACACGAAUAUUUCGUCAUACCUGGGCGCUGCCGAACGUCGCUUCAUUACGUCCGGGCUUGCUCGGUUCAUCGAUCGAGCGUUUGUUUCAAGUACUCGCCACAUCUGGGCUAUGAACGAGAAUGGAGCAUUGCGCCUGCAAUUAGAUGUUCUUGUGCUUCAGCAAAACAUGAAGAAUAUUAUUAUAAACCCAACUGAAACGGGGGGAUUCGAUGAGAGCGACACCUCAUACCAAGCCGAAGAAGACAACGAGAUUGUCGCUCUCCCCAGAAGUGCCAAGUUCCUAGACUGGUUCUUGGAAGGUGCGGAGAAAGCGCUUGAUUAUGCAAAGGAAGAAAAGGAGUACUUUGCGGCACAGGGUGACAAGGCUCUGGCCGCUGGAGAUGGCGAGCCGUUUAGCUACGACGAGCUCAAGGUCCUGGUCGAUCUAUGCUUCUCGGAUAUCCUCAGAGGGCCUAGAGGCGAAGACAACCGGGAAGAUUUCAUGGCUGCAAAGAAAGCCAGGGCGGAUGCACUUUUGAGACUCAACGAGGUCAUGUGGGAUUCUAAGUAA
Aspergillus ochraceoroseus IBT 24754 is the source of this 5262-nucleotide messenger RNA. RefSeq lists its product as uncharacterized. Gene Ontology annotation, cellular component: exocyst. The record is from RefSeq and is a predicted model, not a curated record. The transcript has 19 exons. Gene Ontology annotation, molecular function: metalloaminopeptidase activity. The coding region runs from base 1 to 5262 and encodes 1753 amino acids. Lineage: Eukaryota; Fungi; Ascomycota; Eurotiomycetes; Eurotiales; Aspergillaceae.